Messenger RNA from Hydatigera taeniaeformis, 387 nucleotides. The record is from the annotation of a GenBank genome assembly. NCBI's taxonomy places the organism in Eukaryota, Metazoa, Platyhelminthes, Cestoda, Cyclophyllidea, Taeniidae.
AUGGAUAAGCAUCUCAAGUAUCUGGUAGCGCUACUUGUCGUGGUAUUGUUCACCUGUCUCACUGGUGGAUUGCAGUUAGAAUGCGGUCACCUUUUUGGCACUGGCUGUCAGAGUUGGAGAACGGGUCGAGAGAUGACAGGCCUGGUGGCCGCAGCCCUAGUGGCAUUUGUGAUGGCCUCCAUUUUCGCUGCACUUUUUAUCCUGAAAAAGAAUCGUUGGUCGUCCAUAUGCGAGUUUAUUGCCUUAGCCGCAGGAUCUAUUUUAAUGUUAGCUGCGGUCGCCGUCUACUACAAUCGAAGUUCUAUCCUGUCGCCCCUUAUGGCUGCUAUCACCAUGACUCUGGCUAUCGAGAUAGCAAUUUUCCUUCUCAUCGAUUUGGUUUCUUAA